AUGAAGGCCAGCAUACCGAAACGACUGCUCACUCUGCGGGACAAGAAUGGCAAUCACCGUCACAACAAGUCCUCCGAGGGUCACAAGUCGCGACCUCUAUCCACCGAUGCGCUCUUCUCCAUGUUCAAGAAUGGGUCUGCCUCACAGAACGGCAACGACGAUGAUCACAAGGAAAAAGAUAAAGAGAAAGAGGCCGUAAAGAUCGACGAACUUUCGAAGCGAGUCGAGGCCCUUGACGACUUGCAUGAUAUCUCACCCGAUUACCUCCGUUUUAUAAUGAGGAGUAACUAUGCCUCUGGCGACGUCGAAAAGGCCAUGGAACUGCUCAUACUCCAUCAGAAGUCUAUCUCCGGAACGAUACUGUCUUACAAUCCCAACGUGAACAUGCUCGGCGCUGAGAACCGCGGCAACGUCACCUGCUACCUGGACGCGCUGCUUUUUGCCAUGUUUGCGAAGCUGGAGGCCUUCGAGUGCAUGCUUAAGAAUGACUCUUCGAACGAACCGCAACGAAACCUGGCAGCUUUGCUCCGCCUUUGGGUCAACAUGCUGAGGAGCGGAAAGUUGAUCCACACAGACAUGAAUGCACUGGCUGCUUGUGGGUGGAAAGAUGCACAACUGCUGGAACAACAGGAUACUUCUGAGGCAUUCGCAUUCAUUACCGAGACUUUGCAGCUUCCCCUCCUGCCGCUGCAGGUGGACCUGUUCCACCAGGGCAAAAGAGACGAAGAUGAUCACAAGGUCGUCUAUGAGCGUCUAUUAAACCUUGCUGUACCAGCUGAUCCAGAAGGCAAAGGUAUCAAGCUAGAAGACUGCCUGGAAGAGUAUUUCAACACCAAGGUCGACGUCUCGCGCGACGGCGUUGAAGAGAAGGCAGGCCAAGACAGGCCUGUCCUUUCCCCGAAGAGCACGAUACGUAUCGUGCAUGAGGAUACGGAGACUGAUGCUGGUGCUCAUGCUGAAGCUGGUGCUGGUGCUAAUGUUGAUGCUAGCGCGAGUACUGUUGCUGGUAGUGCAGGUGCUGGUAGUGCAGAUGCUAAGCCAGACGCUGAAACGGAUGCCGAAGCGGAAUCAUCAGAUCAAGUCCAACUGGCACCCCUACAGCGACGGUGGACGAGCGUGGAAUCGCCGGCGUCGACAGCCUCCGCGUCGAGCCCAGACGUGACGCGUCCGUCUGCUCGAACCAGAUCGACAAGCAUAAUUCAGCGAAUUGUCCUGGACGCUGAUGGGAAGCCAACAGACUCAGAAGGUGCAACUUUAUUGCAGAAAGCAAAGCGAAAAGGCGCCACGGUUGUCAAGGCCGUUACAAUUCCAGCGUGGCAAUUCUUCCGGUUGAUACCUUGGCAUGCCGUUGACAACGCCGAACCCAAAACCGAUUCUGAGAUUAUGAUGCACUUCAACCAACGUCCGGUGGUCGGCAUCUGUCUGAAGAGAUACAUGUACACCGAGGACGGGCUGGCCAAGAGGCAAAAUACGUUUAUCGACAUCCCUGACAGUCUCAGGCUACCUCACUUCAUGAUGGUUGACGACGCCAAAUUGGAAGAAGACAGCGUGCUGAGUCAGGACUACAAACUGGUGCUCCAGUCCAUCGUGUGCCAUCGGGGCGACUCCGUUCAUAGCGGACACUAUAUCUCAUUCGCGAGAGUCAACCCCAAACUCCUGACGGACAAUCGCCGCCACGACAACGACCCUCCACCCGACUACGAAGAUGCCCAAUGGGUCAAGUUUGACGACCUGGCCCUUGAGAACAGGGUUUCCUAUGUCGACGACAUCAAGGAGUCUCUGAAGCAAGAGAUGCCUUAUCUGUUAUUUUAUCAGAUAGUACCUAUGUGCGACGUGACCGCCGCCUCUACUGCAGGAUCAGAAACCGAGCCACCAUCGUACAACGAUUCGGCCCUCAACGUCACGACGACUGGGAUUACGACACCGGGCCUUGAGAUCGAUCGACUGGGGCUGUCGCGACCAGCUAGCGGCUACUUUGACUCCCCGAUCCUGAGUUCAGCAGGGCCAAGCAUUCGCUUCUCUUCAGAGCUGGAACGACCACCACGGAUAAGCCUUAGCGUUGAGGACGAUGGUCAACAUUCCUCGAGUCUGCUCAGCCCUAACGCCUCCAGGCGUGGAAGUGUAGCGUUUUCGGAACCCAUUGGCCAUGCUCAAGCCAUCACACCUGAAUCAGGACUUUCCCCAGCUGUCACGCCAAAUGAAGAAAGCACAGCACAGAGAUUAUCGCGGGCCGCGGCCAAGUUCACCAAGAGCCGAAGCAGGCCAACCAGCCAGGCGGGAGAGAAUCGCAUCAGCUUGACCAUGUCUCGACUGACAUUUAACAAGAAGAGCAAAGACACGUUACGUGAAGCUGCGGAAAAGCUUGAGGAUGGUGAAGAGACACCAGUUGCCAUUGUCGCGCCUGACCGACUUUCGACUGAUGGUGGCGAGACUGGUAAGAAAGAAAAGGAACAUCAUCACCAUCACCAUCAUAGGAAGGGUGGAACAAAAUCAAAAAGCCGGGGUGGAGACAAGGACCCGGAGAAGACCAAGAACAAAGGUGAAGUCCCUGAUCGGGAAUGCAUAGUAAUGUGA
This is a messenger RNA of Diaporthe amygdali, 2574 nucleotides long. RefSeq names its product ubiquitin C-terminal hydrolase. The transcript has 5 exons. The record is from RefSeq and is a predicted model, not a curated record. Gene Ontology annotation, biological process: protein deubiquitination. Gene Ontology annotation, molecular function: cysteine-type endopeptidase activity; cysteine-type deubiquitinase activity. Gene Ontology annotation, cellular component: cytosol; nucleus. The coding region runs from base 1 to 2574 and encodes 857 amino acids. Lineage: Eukaryota; Fungi; Ascomycota; Sordariomycetes; Diaporthales; Diaporthaceae.